Molecule: messenger RNA, 2313 nt
Organism: Penicillium soppii
Lineage: Eukaryota; Fungi; Ascomycota; Eurotiomycetes; Eurotiales; Aspergillaceae
Exons: 1
Coding region: 1-2313 (770 amino acids)
Source: RefSeq, a predicted model, not a curated record
AUGGAAAUUCCAGACUCGGCUCUUCGAAGAUCUUCACGUUCCUGGACUCAAGAGGUUAUCCGAAGUUCUCCUGCAACUCCGAUUUUGAGGACUCCGUUUCAGUCUCUGACCCGAGAUGCCAUCCCACAUUCUGCCACAUCUCAGUGGGCCACACCCAGCAUUUCCGGUGGUGUCUCGCGAGAGCCUGAUUUGACCGCAAGUCAGAGAGCCUUGGUGAUGAGCGGAUCCGGACGGAAAUACAGAAUGGCCCUCAACAAAAGAGCAAAGUUAAUUUCGGCAACCGGCGAAGUGGACGAUGAAGGAAGACCCCUCCCGGCUGAUCCAACCAAGCCGAAGACUUCAUUGACUUUGCCCGAAAUCUACGCCAUUGCGCAGGAAGGAGACCGAAGUGUCAUGAGGGAAUGCGGCGAGCUUUUCAUCACGACUGGCACAUAUGCUUUUGAAACGAAGACGGAAUAUGCUUGGAUAUAUCUUCGUCGAGAUGAGGAGGGUGGGCUGCCGGUCACGGAGGAGCGUUUGAAAGCCUUGUUCCCGGAGUGGGAGUUGGUUUUGAAUCCUACCGAGGAAAGCCCUCUCGUCUCGCAAUCAACUCAAAUCAUGGAGAGCCCUUACAAACAAGAGCAAUCGGAUUCCGUGGAACAGCGCAGAGAUCGCGGAUCUCCAAUUGGGAACGGCAACUAUCAUUAUCUCGCUGUCAGCCCCUAUGAGAUUCGAGAUGAUCCGAGAUCACUUGAGCUUCACAGGGAACUCAUGCAGUUGCGGUACGACAAUUGGCAUUUGCAAACUGAGAUCAACUGGCUGCGGGAUGAGAAAUGGAGGUCGACCUCGGUGUUUGAACAAGCGGAGCCUCGGCGCUAUUUCAGCAUGGGAGACCUCGCAAACCCAAGCGAUGACUUCACUGAAUUAUCUGGGAUCACCCCCAAUAAACGAAGUUCUGAGGUGGCCUUUGGUCAAGGAGGUGACUUUAUGUCUAGCUAUGUGCCGGGCUCGAGGGGGGUUUUGAAUCUGAACCCAGAGCUUGAAAGAUUACACUUGGCUAGUCACCAGUCAAAUGCCAUGGCAGACCCAUAUCAGGGAGAUUGGGUUUAUGAUGAACAAUUGCAAACCCGGCAGAGGAAGCGGAGCGGAAACUUCGGUCGACUGGCGGAUGAGGGAAAUGCUCACUUCGAACAAGUCAGCCGCUGCAUUCCUGAGGAGGCACGCUCUCAAGUUUUGAGUUCGUUGUCAUCGGAAGAUGAUCUGACAAAAAUCAAACUCCACAGCUAUGGCCAGUUUGCACCCUAUUUGAUCCCAAAUGCCCCACCGUCUGUAGCGUCUUCAACUUGCCGCGACAAUGCAAACAUUGAGAAUCCAUUUACAUUGACACACGCGCGUGAGCCGCUCCAUGGCCACGACAUGAAUCGGAUCGCGGGACUGCCAGAAUACCCACCGCUAGAUGAUCAGUUCGAGGUUGAUACCCAACUUUUUCGCGAACUACGCUCCUCUCAGUCGGAUGAGAACCUUGCCCUGAACGCAUCGACUUCCUCCCUCCCGAAGCUUCCCCCGUGGCUCCGGUCAGCAAAACCGAUGGACGCUUUGGUCGAUCCCCUCUUUGAACCUAUCUCGUCUCAAUCCGAGCCUUGGCAGAAUUUGAGUUCAUUGGCAAAUAUGCAGUCGUCACCCACAAAUUCUUCACUCAUCCAAGGCGCAACAGGUGGUGCUUCAGCAGGAGAGGCAGAGAGUGCUCCAUCCGGGGGAAGUCUCAAAAUAAGCCGUAAGUGUUUGGCAGCUUUGAACGAUCCACGACUAGCAAAUGACCCGAUCCGCAAGUGGCAUGAGGAAAUCGACAGCAUGCCAGUCGGUAUCCCCAAGAAAUACGGACAAUUUAAAGUCCAAAGUGAAUUGCCAGACCAUCUUCAGUGUACCAAGCCAAACCAAGUGAUUCUGAAUGACAAGGAGCUGCACGAUAUGCUUGAUUUCGGACCAAGUGUACGUGGACUCUUUGGGAAGUAUUUCCGACUUCGCGAUGGAUAUCUCAAGCCGGAGUUUAGAUAUCUGCUGGACGAGGUGGAUCCCGCGACAGGGGAAUUCCGAUUGCCUGCUUUGCAGAUUUAUUCGCUUGACCCGCAGAUGGUGCCACACUAUAUCAAUCGGCACUAUCCGGGGUACAAGCUCCGUUCUACAGUGCGCCGCCAGCACCCAAAGAGGCAACAUUCAACAUCUGGUGUGAAGAGUGAGGAGCUUGAAGAUGUUGAAGAGCUUGAGGGGAUUGAGAAAGGUGACGAGAUUGAAGAAGCCGAGGAGUUUGAAGAUGGUGAGGGGAUUGAGGAAUGA